Rhineura floridana is the source of this 3546-nucleotide messenger RNA. RefSeq names its product tetratricopeptide repeat domain 39A (gene TTC39A). Lineage: Eukaryota; Metazoa; Chordata; Lepidosauria; Squamata; Rhineuridae. The record is from RefSeq and is a predicted model, not a curated record. Gene Ontology annotation, molecular function: protein binding. The transcript is spliced from 18 exons. The coding region runs from base 201 to 1934 and encodes 577 amino acids.
GAGGAGGAGGAGGAGGAGCCGCCGCCGCCGCCACCGCCCCCCCCCCAGCCCCGCGGGAACCUUACCCUAAAGACUUCAUUUUCCGGGCAUUAUGAGAGCCGCUGGCUUUCGAGCUGGAGGGAAGGUGGAGGGCUGACCUCACUUUGCUGCUUAGGGAGAACCUUUGGAAACGAGCCCGGAGCUGAAAGCCUUCCCUCCUCAUGGAUGCGCAAAGUAUUCGGAGGCGAAGCAGUAAGAAAAAGGCACCCAGAUCAUCUACACAGGACUUGAAUGCUGCCCUCAGUGAAUGUAUGGCAGCUGUGGAUCUUUUUCUAAAUAACAAGUUCCAAGAUGCCCUUGUUUCUCUACAAGCUAAAACAAACGACAGUAUGUAUCAUGCAUUGACUUAUGCCACCAUAUUGGAAAUGCAAGCCAUGAUGACCUUUGACUCUCGGGACAUACUGAAUGCUGGAAAUACAAUGAAAGAAGCUCAAGCCAUAUGUCAGAAGUUUCGGAAGAAAUCCACUGUAGCAGAUUCCUUCAGCAACUUAGUGCACAGACACAAUCAAUUAACUGAAGAGGAAAUUCAUGCAGAAAUUUGCUAUGCUGAAUGCUUGCUUCAGAGAGCUGCUCUUACAUUCCUACAGGAUGAAAACAUGGUUAGCUUUAUCAAAGGCAGCAUCAAAGUCAGAAACAGCUAUCAAACAUACAGGGAGCUGGAGAGUGUAAUAAAUUCUCCCAACUAUGUUAAAGGAGAAAAUCAUCCCCAUUUUGAAGGUGGCGUAAAGCUGGGAGUUGGAGCAUUUAAUCUGGCAUUAUCUCUGUUACCAACAAGAAUUGUACGAUUACUGGAGUUUGUUGGGUUUUCUGGAAAUAAGGAACAUGGUCUGCGGCAGCUACAAGAGGGCGCCUCAGUGUACAGCUUUAGGUCCGUGUUGUGUACUAUGCUACUACUGUGUUAUCAUACCUUCAUGACUUUUGUGCUAGGGACAGGAAAAGGAAAUGUUGAAGAAGCAGAGAAACUUCUUAAGCCUUACUUGGCUCGAUACCCAAAAGGAGCCAUAUUCCUGUUUUUUGCAGGAAGAAUAGAAACAAUAAGAGGCAAUAUUGAUGGGGCCAUCAGAAGGUUUGAAGAGUGUUGUGAAAACCAGCAGCAUUGGAAGGAGUUCCAUCACAUGUGCUACUGGGAGCUCAUGUGGUGCUUCACCUACAAACGUCAGUGGAAGGUGGCAUACUUCUAUGCAGACCUGCUGAGCAAAGAGAACACCUGGUCAAAAGCUACAUACGUAUAUAUGAAAGCAGCCUAUCUCUGUAUGUUUGGACCAGAGGAUUAUAAGCCCUUUGGGGAUGAUGAAGUUGCACUAUUUAGGGCUGUGCCUAGUUUGAAACUGAAAAUAGCAGGAAAGUCCCUCCCUACAGAAAAGUUUGCAAUUCGGAAAUCUCGCCGAUACCUGUCCCCAAGUCCCGUUCCACUUCCUGUGCCUGUUUUGGAAAUGAUGUAUGUCUGGAAUGGCUAUGCAGUGAUUGGGAAGUGUCCUGACCUGACUGAAGGAAUGCUGAAGUCUUUGGCAGAUGCAGAAGCAGCUCUGGACAGGAGCCCAGCUACAGAUCUGCUCGUUGAUGAUCAGUGUGUGAUCAAGUUAUUAAAAGGGUUGUGCUUGAAAUACCUCGGCAAAAUUCCAGAAGCAGAAGACCACUUUCUUUACAUUCACUUAAAUGAAAAGAAGAUCAAGUAUGAUCAUUACUUAAUUCCAAACGCCCUCCUUGAACUUGCUUUAUUAUACCUGGACCAAGACAGAAGAGAAGAUGCUGUAAAGUUCCUGGAGAGAGUGAAGCAAAAUUAUAAGAAUUAUUCCAUGGAAACAAGAACACACUUCAGAAUUCAAGCUGCUUUGCACCAAGCCAAAUCUUCUCCAGAAAAUGGUAUUCAUUCUGUAGAAGCUGAGGUUUCAUAAUUUUGCCUUAUUUUUAAGAGAUCUUGUUUGGUAUACAAACUUUCACAACAGGACAUUACUGGCAAUACUUUAAGAUGGUUUGUACUGUCAAGUUUAGCACUGUCAAUCUAUUUAAUUUAAAAAUACUGAGGAAUUAACACUAAAAACUAGCAUUUCUUCCCCCCAGGCUGUUUAUAUUUACAAAUGUGACUUUAUUUGGUAUAAGCUUUUUUUUUAAGUUUACAUAUUUGUUAAGUUGGCAAAGAAUAUUAAAUCUACCAAUCUAUGAAAUCUCGAGUUGUUCACGAUACCUGGCUCACAUUUGGUUAUGAAUGUAAAUUUUAUGUUUACACGGACAAUAAUUUUUUAAAAGACUAUUUUUAUGAGGUAACCAUUUUCCUGUUUUAGUGAUGGAACAGCCAAAUGAUAAUAAUUGAUUUGGUUUUAAUGAGACAGUGUACUGGUUUUUUCAGUUUCUCUCUUGUAAAAUCUUUUAGUUUGGUAAUAUUCAAGCUGCCAACAAAUUACUAAUGUAGACAAAAUUCAGCUACAUCAUGUUGGUGCCUGCUAGUUUGGGGCAGAUAUCAGUGUUACAAUAGCCAAACCAUUGUUAAUAAACCCGAACCUCCCUUUCUGAAGCAAAAGCCAUGUUUAGAUUGUGUGAAAAGAAUGGGAGUGUUUGAAGUUUGUUUUCCUUGUUUUUGCUGAGCAGUACACACUUAAUCUGAUCCCUCCCCCCCCCAAAGUGGCAUAUGACUUAGAUCAGGGAUAGUCAACGUGGUGCCUUCCAACGAUUGUAUUCUAGUUCUCAUCAGCCUCAGCCAGUACGGUGAGGAAUGAUAGCAGUUGUAGUCCAGCAACAUCUGGGCACCAAGUUGGUUAUUGCUGAUUAAUAUUAAACCAUAGGCAUUGUGAACAUUGAUAAACUAUUUUACAGAGCCAGAUAUUUUGAACUAGAGCAUGACCAGUAUGGAUUAGCUACUGCAUUUUGGAGAGUGUUACAUGUGCAGUCCUUCAUCCUUAUCUAACUGCUGGAACUAUGAGUGUAGCCCUGUUAGAAAUUUAGAGAGCACCAGCUGUUUGGCAGAUGGCUGGAUUCACUUUUCCCUUCUUAUCAAAAUAGCUGAUUGGCUGUUUCAUUGGCAUGACUGUUGCUCUUCUGAAAGGAUUACACCCAUGUACGAGCCACUUUACAGUGCUAGUGCAGAGUAGGAUUGGUGCCUAGCUGUUGUAGGAAGUCGCCUAUUUCCUGGAACAGAGUUAGAAGCUACCUUGCAAAAACGAAGUUCCCUCUGUAGAUAUAAGGUGGGAGAGAUUUCACACAUUCCAUUGUGCUGCAAAGGGAUAAUUUGUUACUGCUAAUCUGUCACCUGCAGGGCGCCUUUUGGAGUAUGGCAAAUAGAUCUGUGCCAUUUCAAAUUUCACCUUUCUCAUGACUCAUGCGACUUUUUCCAGUGGAAAACUAAUGUAUACCAGAGAACCCUUUCCCUCAAUAGGAAAAAUUAGCCAUUCCUCAGUACAAUAUACUAAAGACUGUUUAUCUUGGGUGCAGAAUAUAUGUAUAGUGCAACUAUAAAACGCAGAAGAUCAGCUAGCUAUUUGUUGCAUUUUGGCUGUAAUAUUAAACAGUGUU